AAUGGGUGUUGUGAACUCCUCCUAUAUCUAACUCCACAUUCCUCCUCUGUACCCUACUCUCCAAGUUUUGGAGCGAACACGUCUGACAGGGAGGAAAGAGCACAGAGGGAGGACGGCAGCUAAAAAUAAAUCAGACAAUCACUGAGGUGUAAAGACUCAAAGAGACAGAAGCUGAAGGGGCUGCCUGUACAGGAUACUAGACUCUUUCCUCAUCUCCAAGCAGUCAUGGUCUGCCUCCUCGUAUCCCUAACUGUGCUGCAUCUGGCCUCCUUGGCCAUGCUCCUCAUCGCCACCCUGGAGAAGUCCUGGUGGGUGUGGGCUGAUUCAGAAAUCACAGACCUCUGGUACAACUGCUUCCACGAUAACGCCACACAAACCUGGCUGUGUGCUGCCACCAACGAAAGCGACUGGCUGCAGUCCGUCCAGGCCCUCAUGGUCCUCUCUGUGGUUUUCUCCUCCAUCGCCUUCCUGGUUUUUCUGGGCCAGCUCUUCACCAUGUCCAAAGGAGGACUCUUCUACUUCACAGGCCUCUGUCAGGCCUUUGCAGGUUUCACAGACUUUUCCGCCUGCCUCAUCUUCACCUUUCACAGGAAGGAGAUCCUGGGUGACUCCAGAGAUCUAAGUAGAGGACGCUUCGGCUACUGCUUCAUCCUGGCGUGGUUGUGCGUCCCUCUGCUGCUGGUCAGCGCAGUCCUGUACGUCCACCUGCGCAAGAAGCAGUGAGCCAAAAAGCAGAAAGGAAAGAAAGAAAGAAAGCAAUGCUGUUUCCUCAUUUCAGUAACUUCCCAACAGUAAGAACACAUUAGGAGAUAAGAUGACAGAGAAUGAAAUUCCUCCUGUUUGAAAUUCCUGUUUUCUGUUUAACUCAAUAUCCGUCCUACCUGCAACAUAAUCUCAUCAUUCAAGAACACAUCAAGAAAGCUCACCUGUGAUGUUGUAAGAUACAAAGGUCUUACUAAGGAAUUUAACAUAGACAUAUCAGAUAAUAACUGCAUAACCUGUAUUUGUGUGAUUAUGAUUAUGGGGCUUAAAUGAGAUGUUUUGUACAAAUCUGUUUUUUUUUUUUUUACAUAUUAAAAACAAAAUUCACAAA
Molecule: messenger RNA, 1093 nt
Organism: Lates calcarifer (barramundi perch)
Lineage: Eukaryota; Metazoa; Chordata; Actinopteri; Centropomidae
Gene: emp3a
Product: epithelial membrane protein 3a
Exons: 5
Coding region: 226-723 (165 amino acids)
Cellular component (GO): plasma membrane
Source: RefSeq, a predicted model, not a curated record